Messenger RNA from Oryzias melastigma (Indian medaka), 2667 nucleotides. It is a transcript of the gene chrna2b, whose product is annotated as cholinergic receptor, nicotinic, alpha 2b (neuronal). Gene Ontology annotation, molecular function: acetylcholine-gated monoatomic cation-selective channel activity; transmembrane signaling receptor activity. Gene Ontology annotation, biological process: signal transduction; monoatomic ion transmembrane transport; nervous system process. Gene Ontology annotation, cellular component: neuron projection; synapse; postsynaptic membrane. The record is from RefSeq and is a predicted model, not a curated record. Bases 464 to 2110 code for a protein of 548 amino acids. The transcript has 6 exons. NCBI's taxonomy places the organism in Eukaryota, Metazoa, Chordata, Actinopteri, Beloniformes, Adrianichthyidae.
GGAGUCUCAGAGCGGCGUGUCUAUAAAUGGUGCUCAGCGGAUCCUCGUCUCUGUUGGUCUGAAGCUGCUGAGAUGUAGAGCUGUCAGACCCCUCCCGCCCCAGGACCGGUGUAGGACCGACUAUGUCAUGAAAAAUAUUCGUCCGUAACUUAAAUGGUUCAAACUCGCGUCUGCUCCGAGGCUCGCCGUCUGCGUAAAACUUGGAUGUUACGCACGCCGAGCCGGUUGGUGAGUUUCCAAACUUCACGUGUGAACGGCGCGUUUGUGACGCGGCUCCAGUGAGUUCAUCAGAGGUGACCCCCCCGUGAGCGCGCACACGCUCCGGCUCGGCGCGCACAGGUCCGCGCUCGCGCUCGUCCACUGCGAUGCAGUGAAGUUCCGCUGACAUGUCCUGCAGCCGCAGAGAUGAAACACGCUCCUCUGGACCUGACUGCGGACCGAACCGGCUCCCCGCUUCCCCCCGAUGAGGCUGGACGCGUCCGCGGACCCAGAGAUGGAGAGUAACCCCCGGUUCUUCACGGGGGCGCACGUGUUGUGGGCGCUGCUGCUGACCCCGGCAGUCCUGUGCCACGAUAAGACCCACUCCCACGCCGAGGACCAGCUCUUCAAGACUCUGUUCACCGGCUACAACAAGUGGUCCAGACCCGUCCCCAACAUCUCGGACGUGGUCAUCGUCAAGUUCGGCCUCUCCAUCGCGCAGCUCAUCGAUGUGGACGAGAAGAACCAAAUGAUGACCACAAACGUUUGGCUGAAACAGGAGUGGAACGACUACAAACUCCGCUGGAAACCGUCCGACUACGACAACGUGACGUCCAUCCGGGUCCCGUCAGAACUCAUCUGGGUUCCAGACAUCGUCCUCUACAACAACGCUGACGGGGAGUUCGCCGUGACCCACAUGACCAAAGCUCACCUGUUCCACACGGGGAAAGUGCGCUGGGUUCCUCCUGCCAUCUACAAGAGCUCGUGCAGCAUCGACGUGACCUUCUUCCCCUUCGACCAGCAGAACUGUAAGAUGAAGUUCGGCUCUUGGACCUACGACAAAGCCAAGAUCGACCUGGAGCGGAUCGAGAACACGGUGGACCUCAACAACUACUGGGAGAGCGGCGAGUGGGCCAUCAUCAACGCCGUGGGGACCUACAACACCAAGAAGUACGACUGCUGCCACGAGAUCUACCCGGACAUCACCUACUUCUUCAUCAUCCGGAGGCUUCCUCUGUUCUACACCAUCAACCUGAUCAUCCCCUGCCUGCUGAUCUCCUGCCUGACGGUUCUGGUCUUCUACCUGCCGUCGGACUGCGGCGAGAAGAUCACGCUGUGCAUCUCUGUGCUGCUGUCGCUGACCGUCUUCCUGCUGCUCAUCACCGAGAUCAUACCGUCCACCUCGCUGGUCAUUCCUCUCAUCGGCGAGUACCUCCUCUUCACCAUGAUCUUCGUCACACUGUCCAUCGUCAUCACCGUCUUCGUGCUGAACGUGCACCACCGCUCCCCCAGCACGCACAAGAUGCCGCGCUGGGUCCACGCCGUCUUCCUGGACCUGAUCCCGCGCUGGCUGUUCAUGCGCCGGCCCGCCCCCAACGGCAGGCGCCGCCGGCUGCUGCUGCUCCAGCAGGAGGGGGCGCUGGAGCGCCAGCGGCUGCGAGGCUCCGCCCUCGGCAUCAGCACCUCCUCCUCCUGGCUGAGGGAGGGGGCCGUGCUGGUGGAGAGGAGCUGCUACGAGGAUCUGGAACUGGGGACUCUCCAGUCCUACUUUUCCUUCCGCCCCCCAGGACUGACCCCCCCGCAGCAGCUGAAGAACCCCCAGAACAGCCAGAGCUGGCACGAGGGGGGUGGGGGCCCCAACAGGCAGACAGGCGGAGCCAGAGGGGAGUCGCCCAAAGUGAAGGGGGUGGAGUCAGAGGCUCUUCUGUCUCCCAGCGUCAUGCGGGCGUUGGAGGGGGUGCACUACAUCGCCGACCACCUGAGGGCCGAGGACGCCGACUUCAGCGUGAAAGAGGACUGGAAGUACGUCGCCAUGGUGAUCGACCGCAUCUUCCUGUGGAUGUUCAUCAUCGUGUGUCUGCUCGGGACCAUCGGCCUCUUCCUGCCGCCGUGGAUCGCUGGGAUGAUCUAAAGUUUUGGGAAACCCUUGAAUGAAAACUAAUAUUGAUAGAAAGAAUACAACAUCCUGACAUAUUGAUUGAAGUUUAUGAAAAGUGUUUUUUUCCCUGCAGUUUUACAAAAAUCUUAUGAGUUGCUUUCAUCUCAGGUGCUGCUUCUCAUCAAAAUAAACAUUUGAGGAUUAGAUCUGGAACUUCAUUCAGGAUUUUUUCUGCCUUUUACUCCAUUUUUAGUGCUUUAUGUCUAAAACUUGACAGAAUCACGUUUUUUUUCCCAAUUGUAUUAUGAUUUCCUCAAAUGUACGCGGAGACAUUUGGCUUCAGACGAAUAUGAAUUUAUGGACAAAACAUGUUCAGUAAAACUGUAACUUUAUUGGUGAGAGUUACAGAUACAGUAACGCAAAGAUUUGUAGUUUUUAACCACGUAAAAAAAACAUUUUUCAAAAAUUCACAAGUUUAUCUUAAUUCCUUAAUUUCCUCCAUCAGAAACACUCAAAGGAAAUAAUUAUACUGAUGAUUAUUUUUGUGCAGGUAGAAAGGAUUAAGAAUAAAAUAAACUGUAUUGAAUAUU